AUGGGCCGCUGUGCCGCAGCGCGGGCACAGCGCAGACUUCUUGCAGAACCGUUGGCCGACGAAGACCCCCCAGCCCUCUUAUUUACCGACAAAGCUCUGACGGGACACGAAGGUCUUACAAAGGCGCAGAGCUCCCUCCUUUCCCAGGCCCGUAUCGGGGAUAUAGGCCUCCGGGACUACCUGUUCAGGGUGAAAGUCCCGGAGGUCCGCACCCCCUAUUGCGAGUGCGGGAGAGGCAGGGAGACGGUGGAGCACUUGGUGGUUUGGUGCCCCGACCCGCCGUCACAAAGGCCGUGGGACGGCAGAGAGAUUCGGUCACAUCGGGACCUACAAACCGUAUUACGGGGAGUAGGUGCCCGGAGCAGAAGAUUUGUUAAGAAGGUCCUUGGCUGGCUGAUGGACUCUGGCCGGCUACUGGACUAG
Messenger RNA from Chaetomium globosum CBS 148.51, 423 nucleotides. RefSeq lists its product as uncharacterized. The coding region runs from base 1 to 423 and encodes 140 amino acids. NCBI's taxonomy places the organism in Eukaryota, Fungi, Ascomycota, Sordariomycetes, Sordariales, Chaetomiaceae. The transcript is spliced from 2 exons. The record is from RefSeq and is a predicted model, not a curated record.